AUGUCCAAUUUCAACCACCAAGAAGCCACUCCCUCAAAUAAGAACAUCAUGCGAGCACAGAAAAGCCAGACGACUGAGUCUGCUCAAGACAGAAAUCAUGUACCUGUCCAGGGUGCCGGAUCAUUGAAUACCGUCAACAAUCUUCAAUCUCCACCAAAAGGAACCGGAAAGCGGACUUUAGAAGAGUUUAGCAUGGGCAACCAUGACCGGGAAAAUGAAGAUGGUAAGAGGCAGCGCGUUGAGCUGCACGAGCCCACAUAUGCGAAUGACAUGUCUCAACGCCCAUCUCAGGCGAAUCAACACAUGCUCCCGGGACCUGAUUCUGCUCCUAGAAGUACCGUGGACACACCCGUGUCGAUUACGAAGGACCUCGUUCCCCCUGUUCCGGAGUUGUCCUUGAGCUGGCCACUGCCAAAGGUCGUUGCGGAUCCUACAAAGCGACGUUCCAUUCGAACAUCCAUGGUUUGGAACUCACAAGAUCCUCAUCCUGAUAACCGGAAGAUGGUUGCUCUACGAAUAGAGCACGAAGAUUUGCGGUAUGUGGACUACUCCAUCGUAGACAUGCCCAUCCUCACCUGGCUACUGAUCCAGGAGCGUGUCCACAAGCUCAACGAGGCGCUGACGCACUUCAUGCCAGAAGAGCUACCUAAGCUGAGCAGAACGACCAACCCGAGGGAACACAUGAAGCCGGUUGUCAGAUGGUGCAAGGAAGAGGACUCCAUUCAGCUGCUCGUCAACUUCUGGGACUCGGAUACUAUGAUUGAGACGUUGAGGCCUUUCGCGGAAACAAAGCGCGAUCUUUCGAUUUACGAUGCGCCUCCCCAACCUCCAGCACCUUCUCAGGCAGAAGUACCCCCGCAGCCUCAGUUACAUCCCACGUCUCAACUACCUCCCCAGACUCAUGUACCUGCGAACCUGCCUCUGCACCAGCCGGAACCAAAGAGACCAUACGUGCCAGAUUGGCUACCUCCUUUCAAGGAAGGCACUAGGAUCAACGGUGCAGAGAUUCCGGUACUGGCGCAUACGCAAGAGGGACGAAACGUUCAGCCUCUGAGCGAUGUUGCCAAGGAUAAAUCCCAUGUUGUAAAUCCGACUCCACCGCCGAUGCUCAGUUUCUCGAAGAUUACUCACGUUGGUGAUUCCGUAGCAUCAACGGGGGAUCAGCAGCAGCGCCAGACUCCCACGUCGUCUCCUGCCUCGUCGACAUCGACAAAGCGGAAGCCAGUAGAUGAGGAGCAAUCGGAGAACAUUGGACAGGCGAAUAAGAGACAGAAAACGCAAGAGCCGCCUGAGGUUGGCGAGGAGUUGUUUGCAGACGUGAGGAACGGGAAAUGGACCUACGAGGAGAUGUCUGCAGCCCUGCAUUCUGGAUUGGCUCAAGGCACCGUGUCAGGGCCUACAGUGCCCAACUCAGAGUCCAUGAGAGAUAAUUCUGGGCAUCUGGCCAUCUUGAAUCAGGUGCCCCAAGUGCUUGGCCAAGAAUCUCUGUUCAAAGUCGAAGAGGGUGAGUACUACCCCGAGCGUUUCGACCCCCAGAAACCCGAGGAAUACCAAAAUAUGCUCGCCCUUACCGAACCAAAUGUCCCGAUGAGGGUUAAUCCUUUCACACUGGGUUGUAAUGGUGUUCGUCGACCUCAAGAUGUCGACUAUCGCGCAUUGCCAGAAGUGCGCAACGUGGAGGCCUUGAACCGGCGACUGAGCUCAGUCCUCCCACGCGAUACAAGAGUUCCCCAGCUGCUCGGAGAGAUGCCAAUACCACCAGCGAACAUAAUCUCGGAGCUGACCCGCUGUGCGCGCUUUGCACAAUCAGAUGCGCAGAAGCGAGUGGAUUGGCGCUUACAUCCUGCUCAUGUAUAUGAGAUCGUGCAGCGCAGCAACUACUUCGGUCUGGAGCUACUGAUUAGCAGAAGCGAUAUUGUAGUAUCUUCGCCUGCAACCCGGGAAGAGCUUGACAUGGCCAUGGCGAUGCGUUUCGCUCAACAGUUGUUUGGCAAAGACCCCAUAACGUUUGUCGCAGCCGAUAUCCCUACGAUAACUGCAUACCUGGAGGGUGAUAUUCCUUCAGCAAUGUUUCUCACCAUUGCAGAAGACGACAAUGUCUUUGGUGACUUUGUUGAAGAACUUGCCAAAAGGUUCUUGGAAGACUAUCCGCCAAUUGACAAGUCUGGCCAAGUCGCAUGGAUGAAUCUGCAUAGCCAAGCGAAGUACCCGAACUCUUUGCAGACGAAGGUGAUCGAGCUCAUUCUGAAUAAGAUCUCUGGGUUAGGUAUGGAUGUCCAGGAUGAACCAGAAAACUCGCUGGGCGAGGACAUCUAUGCUAACUCGCAGGUAAAUGAAAAUGCUGGUACGAGUAGCUUCAUAAACUUGGAGUCAUCUCGCGAGGUUCUCUCUCUGGUUGAUGAUCGCAGUGAAAAUUCGGUCACCGCAGUGGAUGAGGUUCUGGCUGCUCAUCUGGCAAAAAGCCAAGCAUCGAGUCCGGUGAUGAACACGAUAAAUGACCAGACCGUCGUCCCAGAUGUAUCCACAGUCAACGACAUCCCAAAAGCUGCACCCAUGGUAGAUGAUGAGACCGGGAACCGAGGCACGUACUUACCCCAAAACGACGAGGAUACUCAGGCUAGCGUCUCGUCCCAUGCAGCAGUGGGUAGCGGGCCGGAGGAUAUUUCUCCACAGGUCCCACAAGAUGGUGACGUAGAAGGCGCCGCACUCCAUGAAGGGGGCUGUAUUUCUCAACCUACCGCAUCUGAAAACCUCCAGCAACAGCCCUUGGAUGUUACAAAGGCGCACGGGCAAUGGGUCAUGGACAGUGCUGGCUUUGGGAAAUUUGCAGCAUACCCCCAUUAUCAGCCCUCCGAUGAUCCCAGCUGGAAUGAGUGGGUACAGGCCAAUAACCGGAAUAUAUUCGGGUGCGGAGCAUGA
Molecule: messenger RNA, 2919 nt
Organism: Pyrenophora tritici-repentis Pt-1C-BFP
Lineage: Eukaryota; Fungi; Ascomycota; Dothideomycetes; Pleosporales; Pleosporaceae
Source: RefSeq, a predicted model, not a curated record